This is a messenger RNA of Microcebus murinus (gray mouse lemur), 5053 nucleotides long. The record is from RefSeq and is a predicted model, not a curated record. Lineage: Eukaryota; Metazoa; Chordata; Mammalia; Primates; Cheirogaleidae.
GGGGUUGGGAGGGAGAGGAUUUGAUACAUUUCCUUAGUAAUUGCACAUGGGAUAUAUAUUUUUUUAAUUACAUAAAUUUAAACUGGCAGACAGUUAAACAUGAGUGAUUUAGGAUUUUUAUAUGUGGUUAGCCUGGACUUUUUAAACAAAGACCAAUGGAGUCCUUCCCAGUACUCUGGUGGAUUUUUCUCCAGCUAUUACCCUAGUUAUAGUUGUAACUGACAGUGUUUUAUGUGUUUUGUUUUUUUAAGUAAAACCCCCAUCACUGAAAAGAAAAACAAAUUUUUUGGCUCCUGGACUUUGAAAACACAUGGUAGACUGUUCUGAUUUUAAGCAUUUCUGUUGUAGGCAGACAGAAGACUGUGGGUCACAGUAUAGCAUGGCAAAGUCUUGUGGGAGAGGGAGAUUCUAGGGCAAAGCUGGGACAGUGCCUAACGUGGAGGUAGAGUAAUAAUGUACUCAGUGAGGGAAGAGAUCUUGAGGUGUUCUAAGCAACAAUUCUGUCCCCCUGUGCUCCCUCAAGAAAGAUGUUGACCUGGAACUACAGGGAAAAUUGAUGAGGUGUGACCAGGGGCAGCCCUAGCUGUUGCUCCCACCCAGCCCCCUGCUUCCCCCACACAGUGUUAGCUCCAGAGCACCUGCCUGCAGGUCAGGAUGAUAGGAUUUCAUGGAGAACUCCCCCCCCCAACCCACCAAUGCAACCAACCGAAGAGGGAGCUUUACCUGCAGCCAGGGUUUCACAAGCAGCACUUUUAUUCUUCUGCUGUCUGACAUGUAAGCUCCAAGCUCAAAACCCAGCCUGCAUUAUAUACAGCAGAAAGUUAUCUUUAUUUUAAAUCACAUUUGGUAUUCUGUACUUAGUCACUUUUCCAUGUGAUUGGCAUUUGAAAUGUUGUAACUUGGUCAGUAUUUCCAUUAAAAUAUCAGGGCUAAUGUUGUGUACAUAUUUUUUUUCUUCCUAAUGAUUUUAUAGACAAGGACUCUGGCAACCCCAGGAGGAAAAAAGUAAAGCUGCCUGUGGAAUACUAGGUAUGAGAAUGAAAUUGGAGGUCUGUUUCUGGCAUUAGGGCUUCUCUGGACUCUACAGACCUGUACGGUGAAAUUACAGGGAAGAUUCUAUAGGAAUCUUCAAAGCUGUGACCAUGAUCUGCUAUCUCAAAUCUUUGCAGUUUCUGGUGAUGGGCAGGAGUUAGCAACAUGCACAUAAAUUAAAAUGUGUAACAAAGGAAGCUAGGGUCACUGGAGCUUAUCCUUUCUGCUCUUUAACACCAUAUCCUCCAAUCAGUAUGAAAACACGCAUCCCGGGCGGUCUGGCUCUUUCCACGUUAAGCAGACACCAGUUUUUGUGUUCAGGGACGUAGCCUGAGCUAGUGAGUGGUCUCUGAUUGCUGUUUCUGAGGCUGGGUCUGCAGCAGCCAAGGUUUCUGCCCGUUCUGCUGAAUGGUCCGUAGUCUCUGUCCCCGGACCUUUGGGGGCUUUAAUCGUCAAAUUUCCCAUUUUAUCUAGGGAUUUACCCUGUACCCAACUAGCUUGGACGAGAAAGGAGAGCCUCCAAAAUGCAGCUUCUAGUGUUCAACUCCUGGCUCAAAAUUAAGACCAGCUGGGCUUCCAAGAGCCGCCUGUGUUGCAAGAAAAGCUGCCCGUGGCUGGAAGGCGCCCUUCAGAUGCCGGAACCUUUGGUUUCAGUCGGUGUACCGCGCCGGCAAUGCCAGGGUCCUUCCGGGGAGGAGCUGGGCGCGGCGAUGGCGGGGGCGCCUGCUCUGAAGCACUGGCGCACCACGCUGGAGCGGGUGGAGAAGUUCGUGUCGCCGCUCUAUUUUACCGACUGUAACCUCCGCGGCAGGCUCUUUGGGGAAAGCUGCCCAGUGGCCGCGCUCUCCUGCUUCCUGACGCCCGAGAGGCUUCCCUACCAAGAGGCAGUCCGGCAAGACUUCAGCCCGGCGCAGGUCGGCUACAGCUUCGGACCGACAUGGUGGACCUGCUGGUUCCGGGUGGAGUUGACCAUCCCAGAAGCAUGGGUGGGCCAGGAAGUUCACCUUUGCUGGGAAAGCGAUGGAGAAGGUCUGGUGUGGCGCGAUGGGGAACCUGUCCAGAGUUUGACCAAAGAGGGUGAGAAGACCAGCUAUAUCCUGACAGACAGGCUCGGGGAAGGAGACCUCCGAAGCCUGACCCUCUAUGUGGAAGUGGCCUGCAAUGGGCUCCUGGGGGCUGGGAAGGGAAGCAUGAUUGCAGCCCCUGAUCCCGAGAAGACAUUCCAACUGAGUCGGGCUGAGCUGGCCGUGUUCCACCGGGAUGUCCACAAGCUCCUGGUGGAUCUGGAGCUGCUACUGGGCAUAGCCAAGGGUCUCGGGGAGGACAACCAGCGAAGCUUCCAGGCACUGUACACAGCUAACCAGAUGGUGAAUGUGUGUGACCCUGCCCAGCCCGAGACCUUCCCAGUGGCCCAGGCCCUGGCAACCAGGUUCUUCGGCCAACGUGGUGGUGAAAGCCAGCACACCAUCCAUGCCACAGGGCACUGCCACAUUGAUACAGCCUGGCUUUGGCCCUUCAAAGAGACCAUAAGGAAAUGUGCCCGGAGCUGGGUGACAGCUGUGCAGCUCAUGGAACAGAACCCCAAGUUCAUCUUUGCCUGCUCCCAGGCACUCACUGGAGCCCAGAUGUUCGGCCCUGGGUGGGGUCCUCAUCACUCCUGGCUCAGGUCCCACCCAUCUGCCCCACAGGCACAGCAGCUCGAGUGGGUGAGGAACCACUACCCCGGUCUGCAUGCCCGGCUCCAGGAGUUUGCCUGCCGUGGGCAGUUCGUGCCUGUGGGGGGCACCUGGGUGGAGAUGGAUGGGAACCUGCCCGGUGGAGAGGCCAUGGUGAGGCAGUUCCUGCAGGGCCAGAACUUCUUUCUGCAGGAGUUUGGGAAGAUGUGUUCUGAGUUCUGGCUGCCAGACACGUUCGGCUACUCAGCACAACUCCCCCAGAUCAUGCGUGGCUGUGGCAUCAGGCACUUUCUGACCCAGAAGUUGAGCUGGAACUUGGUGAACUCCUUCCCGCACCAUACCUUUUUCUGGGAGGGGCUGGAUGGCUCCCACGUACUGGUCCACUUUCCACCUGGCGACUCCUAUGGGAUGCAGGGCAGCGUGGACGAGGUGCUGAAGACUGUGGCCAACAACCGGGACAAAGGGAGGACUAACCACAGUGCCUUCCUCUUCGGCUUCGGGGAUGGGGGCGGUGGCCCCACCCAGACCAUGCUGGACCGCUUGACGCGGCUGGGCAAUACCGAUGGGCUGCCCAGGGUGCAACUGUCUUCUCCGAAGCAACUCUUCUCAGCACUGGAGAGUGACUCUGGGCAGCUGUGCACGUGGGUCGGGGAGCUCUUCCUGGAGCUGCACAAUGGCACCUACACCACCCAUGCCCAGAUCAAGAAGGGGAACCGGGAGUGUGAGCGGAUCCUGCAUGACGUGGAGCUGCUCAGUAGCCUGGCCCUGGCCCGCAGCGCCCAGUUCCUGUACCCAGCAGCCCGGCUGCAGCACCUCUGGAGGCUCCUGCUUCUGAACCAGUUCCAUGAUGUGGUGACUGGAAGCUGCAUCCAGCUGGUGGCAGAGGAUGCCAUGUGCCACUAUGCAGACAUUCGUUCCCAUGGCAACACACUGCUCAGCACAGCAGCUGCGGCCCUGUGUGCCGGGGAACCAGGUCCCGAGGGCCUCCUCGUUGUCAACACGCUGCCCUGGAAGCGCACUGAAGUGCUGGCCCUGCCCAAGCCCGGCGGGGCCCACAGCCUAGCCCUGGUGACAGUGCCCAGCAUGGGCUAUGCUCCUGUUCCUGCCCCUACCUCGCUGCAGCCCCUGCUGCCCCAGCAGCCUGUGUUCGUAGUGCAAGAGACUGACGGUUCUGUGACUCUGGACAAUGGCAUCAUCCGAGUGAGGCUGGACCCGACUGGCCGCCUGACAUCCUUGGUCCUGGUGGCCUCUGGCAGGGAGGCCAUUGCUGAAGGUGCUGUGGGGAACCAGUUUGUGCUGUUUGAUGAUGUGCCCUUGUACUGGGAUGCCUGGGACGUCAUGGACUACCACCUAGAGACACGGAAGCCCGUGCUGGGCCAGGCAGGGACCCUGGCAGUGGGCACUGAGGGCGGCCUGCGGGGCAGUGCCUGGUUCCUGCUGCAGAUCACCCCCAACAGUCGGCUCAGCCAGGAGGUGGUGCUAGAUGUUGGCUGCCCCUAUGUCCGCUUCCAUACUGAGGUGCACUGGCAUGAGGCCCACAAGUUCCUGAAGGUGGAGUUCCCUGCCCGUGUGCGUUGUUCCCAGGCCACCUAUGAGGUCCAGUUUGGGCACCUGCAGCGGCCCACCCACUACAACACCUCCUGGGACUGGGCUCGAUUUGAGGUGUGGGCCCACCGCUGGAUGGAUCUGUCAGAGCAUGGCUUUGGGCUGGCCCUGCUCAACGACUGCAAGUAUGGCGCGUCAGUGCGAGGCAGCGUCCUCAGCCUGUCACUCUUGCGGGCGCCUAAGGCCCCCGAUGCCACUGCUGACAUGGGACGCCAUGAGUUCACCUAUGCACUGAUGCCACACAAGGGCUCCUUUCAGGAUGCUGGAGUUAUCCGUGCUGCCUACAGCCUCAACUUCCCCCUGUUGGCGCUGCCAGUCCCGGGCCCAGCGCCGGCCACCUCCUGGAGUGCCUUUUCCUUGUCCUCUCCUGCUGUUGUGUUGGAGACUGUCAAGCAGGCGGAGACCAGCCCAGAGAGUCAGAGCCGCGCCCUAGUGCUGAGGCUGUAUGAGGCCCACGGCAGCCACGUGGACUGCUGGCUGCACACCUCGCUGCCUAUUCAGGAGGCCAUCCUCUGUGACCUCCUGGAACGGCGAAAUCCUGCUGGCCACGUGCCCCUUCAGGACAACCGCCUGAAGCUCACCUUUUCUCCCUUCCAAGUGCAGUCCCUGUUGCUCGUGCUUCAGCCUCCACCAAACUGAGUCCCUAGGAGUGGGAUUUUGUUUGAAGGCUUUGGGGACUCCUCGUUGCUGCCUCCCCGAUGAGUCACGUCUUGCAUAAUAAACCCUUGGAUCAGGAGCCA